AUGACCAGGAUCGGAUGCAGCUGCGCGUUCCUUCUCGUCGCAGCGCUGGUCUUCCAGGAUUUCCCCUCCUGCUCUUGCGCGAAUUUCACCACCGGAACCAUCGGCCUCCCGUUCCGCUGUGAUGGAGGACGAGAGCUCUGGUGCAGCAAAGGCGCGUCGACCGUCGCGGGCUCGGGAGCCCUUGCGCUGCUAUCGUCGUGCCUGGCCCUCCGCACGGACCCCGUCGUCCUGCGCAACCAGAACACGAGUCGCUGCGACUCGUUCCGGACCUCGUUUCAGUUCAUCGUCGGCUCGUCGGACGGGACACGGCGCGGCGCCGGCCUGGCGUUCGUCAUGCUCAACUCUUCGCAGUUCCGACGAGGGCAUUCGGGCAAAUUCCGUCCCUUGCUCGGCAACGCGCUCCAUGUCGACUUCGACGUCCGGAAGCCCGAGGCGCUGCGCGAUAGCCACGUCGGCGUGAGCCUGGCCACGUCAAGGUCCAGGUCCACCGCGGACGAGACGACAUCCCGCCGUCCCGCGGGCAUGGACCUCUCCGGGGAUCGGAUUUUCGCCUGGAUCGACUACAACUCGUCGCUGCAGUCUCUCGAGGUCCGGAUCGGCAACUCGAGCGCCAAGCCCUCGCGGCCCUUUCUGGCCGACGCCGUCGACCUGGUCCAGGUCUUCGGCAGCAAUCCGGUCGUGUAUGUCGGGUUCUCGGCCCAGCACGGCGGCCGCGUCGGCUUCUACACCGUCACGGAGUGGCGCUUCGAGACUUUCCCGUCGCCCAUUGCCCAGGUCGGCAACCGGCUCCUCGCGUCGCGUAAGCCGGCCCUGGCUCCAGCGCCCGGGAGCCGGACGUACACUUUGGCGGUCGCCGCAGGAGUCUGCGCAAGCCUGGCUCUGAUCGGCGCCAUCGCCGGAUGCCUGUACUUCAAGCUCGGGAAACCGAAGGCCGUGUUGGACUCGAAGUUCGCGAGCUCGGCGGGCAGGAGCCGAGUCGAGGACAGCAACCGGUUCGAGAACGAGCAGCCGGAUUUCGGGACGAGCGUCGGCUCCGGCGUGCGUUACACGUACAAGCAACUGAGCGCGGCGACCAGGCACUUCCGGGAGGAGUCGAAGCUCGGGGAAGGCGGGUUCGGGACAGUGUACCGGGGCAACCUGCCGGCCAUCGGGCUGCCGGUGGCCGUGAAGCGGCUCGGGCACGACUCGAAGCAGGGGCUGAAGGAGUUCGUGGCCGAGGUGUCGAUCAUCAGCGGCGUGCGCCACCGCAACAUCGUCAAGCUGCUGGGCUGGUGCAGCGAGCGCGACAACUUCAUGCUCGUGUACGAGCUCAUGACGAACGGGAGCCUGGACACCGCGCUGUUCCGGCCUCGCGCCGGCGCGGUGCUGCCGUGGCGGCUGCGAUUCUCCAUCGUCCGCGACGUGGCCGAGGCGCUGCACUUCCUGCACGAGGGCCGCCGCCAGCAGAUCAUCCACCGCGACGUCAAGUCCAGCAACAUUCUGCUCGACGACGACUUCAAUGCCAUGCUCGGCGACUUCGGCCUGGCGCGCAUGCGCGACCGCCACCAGGCCCCCGCCACCUCGCGCGUCGCGGGCACCUACGGCUUCAUCGCGCCGGAAGUCCCCACGACCGGCAAAUUCACCGACAAAACGGACGUCUACGCCUUCGGCGCCGUGGCGCUAGAGAUCGUGACGGGCGAGCCGGCCUUCAGCGUCUCGUCGCCCAAGCCCGAGCGCAUGCUGGUGGACGCGGUGUGGCAGCGGCUGGAGGAGGGCAAUUUGCUGGCCUGCGUCGAUCGCAGGUUGCAGUGCGUGUUCGAGCCCAAGGAGGCCGAGGUGCUGCUGUAUCUGGGCCUUCUGUGCUCCCAUCCGGACCCCGAGGUCCGACCCAGCAUGCGCCUGGUGCUCGAUGUCAUGGCCGGCACCUGCCCUCUGCCUUCCGUGCCCGCCCGCAAGCCAUGUUCGGAGACCAACUCAGAGUGUGUUGAGGAUUUGCAGUCUUUGCUCCGUGAGGCGACUCUCGGCAGUCGCAGUCACUCUAUCGAUUAUUAA
This is a messenger RNA of Marchantia polymorpha subsp. ruderalis, 2031 nucleotides long. The record is from the annotation of a GenBank genome assembly. NCBI's taxonomy places the organism in Eukaryota, Viridiplantae, Streptophyta, Marchantiopsida, Marchantiales, Marchantiaceae.